AUGAUCGUCCGCUGCUUCCUAUACGCACUGAUCAGUAACAACCUCGUAGAACUUUUGAAGGGCCUCGAAGACCCCGCAUCUGAGAGUAGAAUUGUCGGCGGAACAUCAACAACGAUAGAGCAGUAUCCUUAUCAGAUAUCUUUGCAACGGGAGGGUGGCCACAUUUGCGGCGGUUCCAUUAUCACCGACUCGUGGAUUCUGACCGCCGGACAUUGCGUUGACGGCAGUACCAGCGAGCCUUCGCUUUACACCGUGAGAACCGGUUCUUCCUACUUCGAUCACGGCGGCAAGUUGAACGCCGUGAAAAGCAUCGUGAUACAUGAAAAUUUCAACGCCACCGCUAUCGACCAUGACAUCGCUGCUGUUCAGUUAGAAACUCCGCUGGUGUUCACCUCCACUACGUUUCCGAUUCCCGUCGCGAAGAAGACGGACAUAUUUUUUAGCGGUGUUUUGGUGACGGUAACCGGAUGGGGAAAACUCAGUCAGUUCGGAAACGGUUCGAAAAUAUUGCAGAAGGUUGAAAUUCCGUUGGUCUCUUGGAAGGAAUGUGCAAAGGCUUACGAGGAACAUCCGAUUACCGAGCGAAUGAUUUGCGCGGGUGUUCUGAACGCGGGUGGUAAGGACGCUUGUCAGGGUGACAGCGGUGGUCCUCUCGCACUUAAUGGGAAAUUAAUCGGAAUAGUGUCCUGGGGAUUUGGGUGUGCCCACCCGUCUUAUCCCGGAGUUUACACCAGGGUCACGGCAUUUCGAGAGUGGAUUGAGACCAAAACAAGACUACGAGUCCUUCCUCCACCUCCCGUUCUAUUGGUAAACUCUAUCGCCAAUUCAUCGGCUCAGUGAAGAUCCCCAUACUCCCGGAGAUUGAUGACCAAAAUUUCGGGCAUUCCGGAUACAUCCAACAUUAAACUUGUCAAGAUUACUUCGGUUGUAUGUACCUCGGGGUAUGCCACGGAAAAGGCGAAAGGUAAUGAUUAAUCGUUGACGUUGUACUCGAUUGACGAAAAAAAAAAAGAAACAAAAACAAAAAUACUUCAGAAAACUUAAAAUACCAUUUUACUUGUGUUUAUAUUUGAUUUGCCGCGUGAAAAUGUUGAGAUGAAUUUAAACGGCUGUCGUUUUACUUCAUCGAGUAAAGUAUAACGCGCUGUUUGUACAAUAGUGUAGAAAACGAGUCUGCGAAAAUACUGCGGCAAUCAGCAGCUGUCGCUCUAAUUAACAGAUAACUUUACCGUGUGAAUGGCAGAGUGUUAUAUUCGUCAUAUAGGGUGGCGCCGUAUACAUUGUUUGCAAUUAACGCAAUACCGUACUAAUUGACUGUGAAUCGGUACAUGGUAUUGAAUUAAAGGUAGAUCUGACGGCGUCAGGUAGACGUAUAGAAAACACACGUGCACGUAUGAGUUAUUAUCGCUGCAACUGCAGCGUGCUCGAAUUUGAAGUAAUUGAUUAUUAGUUUGUUCGUAUAGCGAAUGAUUUUGAAUAUGUAUCAGUCGCCCGAGGAAUAAGCCCUGUAAUUCUCGAAAUCAGUGUGUUUUCCAUCGAUCGAUGUACAGGCAAAAUGUAGAUUCAAAGUGAUCGUGCACCGUAUACCUAUGUACUUAUAAUUACCCCACAUCAGCUACCUGAAAUGACCAUCCCGUGAUCCGAAACGCUCACGCGUACCACUCAAUCGGUAAUCUAUGUAAAACCACAGAGAGUGCAGAAUAGAUUCGAUAAAUUCGCAACAAUUUUCAACAAUUUCAU
Messenger RNA from Athalia rosae (coleseed sawfly), 1740 nucleotides. RefSeq names its product trypsin 3A1-like. Gene Ontology annotation, biological process: proteolysis. The coding region runs from base 1 to 840 and encodes 279 amino acids. The transcript is spliced from 6 exons. NCBI's taxonomy places the organism in Eukaryota, Metazoa, Arthropoda, Insecta, Hymenoptera, Athaliidae. Gene Ontology annotation, molecular function: serine-type endopeptidase activity. The record is from RefSeq and is a predicted model, not a curated record.